AUGGAAUAUCUUUUUCCUGAAUCAUUGAACAAUAUUUGGAGCAUAUCAACACUAACUCAUUGCAAUUUAAAUGGUAUACAAAGAAGUGAACGAUGGAUACCGAAAAUUUCAUCGAUAUCAACAUCGAUAGAAUAUAUUUCUCUCGAACACAGUGUCUUUGAAAUGCCAUCUUUAUCGCAUCUUUUCCAUUGUACUCCACAUUUAAAAAGUCUCUCUUUAUUUGCUUCAUCUACUUAUUCGGAUGUACCUAUGGAUUGUGUUAUUCCAUCAAUGAAAUCAUUGAAAAUCCACUAUGAGACAUUAAUUGAUUCAUUACAAUAUAUUUUUCAAACGAUGCCUAAUCUACGUCAUUUAACAAUUGAUACACGCCGAAUGUAUUUUGAUGGAUAUGAAUGGGAACAAAUCAUUACCAAUUAUUUACCAAAACUCAAAAUAUUUCGAUUGAAAAUGGAUCUUUCACCGGAAAUGCACAUGAAUAUCAUGACAAAGAACGUUGAUGAGCUACUUUUGACAUACCGAACGACAUUCUGGCUUGAAGAGCAUCGAUGGUUUAUUCAAUGUGACUACGAUUCAGAGUCACUUCAACCAAUUAUGGUUUAUACAUUACCAUAUGCAUUUCAUAACUAUCGUUAUUCGAAUAAACAUUGUUCGAAAUCAACUUGUCCGAACGAAGAAAAUUAUUGGUCAUAUGAUAGUGUAGAAACGAUUAGUCGUAACAACAAUGAAAAGACUUUAUUCAAUGCCUAUAUCCUUCGUCAUCCUCGCUUUCCUAGUAUUCGCCAUCUAGAAAUUCGUCUUCCAUUGGAUGACUGUUUUUCAUUACUUUUUCCGUCAUUAAAUCGUUUAACUUCACUCAAUGUUGACUACUUUAAUGAUGUCAGUUAUUCUCAACUACAAAUGUUAAUCGAUCAAGCACCGUUUCUUUAUUCGUUAAAACUCGAUCCUCGGCAAAGACUUCAUAGUCAAUUAUUCCAGUUAACCAGUAAAUCGAUUCGUCGACUUGAUAUUAAAUUCAAUCCAUCCGCUUAUUCUUAUAAAUUUUCUGCUGAAGAUUGCAUGAAUUUAAUUAAUUCACCUCUUGGAUUUCAAUGUGAAGUUCUUUACAUUGAUGUAAGCAGUCGGAACGGCGCUCUUGAUCUCAUUUACAAGAUGCCUAAUCUUCGAUUGUUAGUAUUUAAAUCUGAAGAUGAUCAAUUUUUUAAAAAUAGUUCAUUUCUUCCUACAAAUGAUGAACUUGCGCAAUGGUUACGAGAUCAUUUGCCAUCGUCGUAUACAACCUUCAGAGAUCCAAGAUCAUUCGAAACUCGAGUUUGGAUUGAUCGACAAAAUAGAAAACAUGUGUUACCAAGUAAUGACGGUGUAACGACAACAUGGCAAAACAAAUUUUCAGGAUUUCUAUCGACAAUAAAACAAUUUUUUUCCUAA
Messenger RNA from Didymodactylos carnosus, 1425 nucleotides. Lineage: Eukaryota; Metazoa; Rotifera; Eurotatoria; Philodinida; Philodinidae. The record is from the annotation of a GenBank genome assembly.